GUCGAGGGAGGAGACUCUCGGCUUCUCCUCCGUCUCUCAUUGGCGCGAGACAGCACGGUGCAGUGCAUGGGCAGUGGACAUAGGUGCAGGGGGGAACUUACCAUCAAAAAUCUCAGUCAGGGCGGCGAAUGAGGGGAGGAUAGCGGAGCCUACCUUGUCCUCCAUUUUCAGGGCAAAGUAGUCUGGAAUUUUACGACUGUUUUGGAUACCAGCUGGUCCAAUGGAGGCCGCGGUCCUAAACCUACAAAUGAUGACGGAUGUCAACUGCAACAACAGUGCCAUGAACGCGGAGCUGGAGGUGAAAAAGCUGCAGGAGCUUGUCAGAAAGCUGGAAAUGCAAAACGAGCAGCUACGGACUCGGGCAAAUGCGAACGGGCGCACAAGUCCACACAUCUUGGCGUCCUCGCCGCUUUGCUUACUAGGGAAUUCCAUUGCUAGUAGUAACUACUGUAUUCCGAGUCCGCCGCCAGCCCUGUCAUGCCCCGCAUCCUUAGGACUUUACAACGAAGAGCCUUUCCCAUAUUUUCAACCUCACAACCACGACGAUGCUGCAUCGGAUACAGAUUACGCGUCCAGUGGCGAUUCCUCGGAACCUACUGUUUUGGAUGAUGUUGAGCUAUUGAACCUUGAUUCUCUAUUGCCUUGUGAUGAGGAUUCAGAGGAGACCUGGUUGUACGUGUCCUCGAAGGCUUGUGUGUGGGUCGCCGGGGGACAGACGCCGCUGCAGUGGUGCCGGCAGGUUCUGGACAACCCACGGCCCGAGGUGGAGGCGGCCAAGCGCUCCCUUUGUCACCGGCUCGACUCAGCCCAGCGAUGGAGAGGCGUCUUCUCCUCCCCCACCUCCCCUGCGUUCCCUCCGAGUCGCGUAGCUGGAGUGCCCCCUCUCUGCGCCUCCACGCCCACCUCCUCCAAGUCCUGCUCCACUCCUCUUCCCAGCAUGAGCAGCACGCCUGCCUCUGAGAGACAAGCCUCAUUCCUCUCAUCCUCCCACCUCUCGCUCUCGCUCUCCCUGGUCGCCCCACCCGGGAAGGACCGCUCUCCCCUAGCCGAGAGAACGCCCACCUUCCUCCUCCAUCACCCAGCCAAUCGCACCCGGAGCCUUACCUGUAGGAGGAGCACCUUCAGUGCCCAGUCGUCUCUGGACAGUGAGCUGAGCACCUCGGAGUUGGAGGAUGACUCCAUCGCUCUGGGCUACAAACUCCAAGACCUCACCGACGUGCAGGUGAUGGCCAGGCUACAGGAAGAGAGUCUUCGCCAGGACUAUGCCAGUGCCACCACCUCGGCCUCGACCACCCGCCGCAGCUCCAGCUUCAGUUUCCAUCUGGGCCAGCGGGGGGCAGCGGCGGACUCCCACCUGCGGGAAGAGGAGGAGGACGACGAAGAGGAGGAGGAAGACUACGGCCAGCUGCCUCCUCCGCAGCCCCGGCUGACGCGGCCAGGAACCCUGCAGCCUCCUCGCGGCCUCUCCCACUCCCACACCUUCAGCAGCAUCCGCGACUGGAGACGGAGCACCUCCACCCCCUCCACGCCCUCCAGCCCGCACUACGCUACGCCCGCCUUCGUCCCCUACCAGCCCAGCCUGCCCAGCCCCACGCCGGGCUACGGCAGCCCUGGGCCCGAGCACCACCACCAGGGGCCUCGGCCCACAUCAGAUAAGCUGCGGAGGAGCAUGCCCAAUCUGGUGAGAGCUCCCAGCAUGCCCAGCGUGCCCAUACCAACCAAUCACGUGGGCUCUCCAGCCUCCAUCCGGAACAGUCAGAGCUUCGACUCGUCCAAUGCCUUGGCCAGGUUACAGUCAGCAAUUCCAUCGCCGGGUCAGCUCCAGAGCCGCGUCCAGAGCGUGGGCAACUUCUCUGCGUCACCGCGGCAACCUCUGAAAGCCACGGCCUACGUGAGCCCCACGGUCAAGGGCCAGGCCCCUAUGGUCAGCACCUCCACCAGUCUACAGUCCCUCAGCAGCAGCGGCAGCAGCGGCAGCAGCGGGAACGGCAGUGGCAUCCCCCUGCCCAGCAAACCCAGCAGUAACCAGGCAACCGGAGGAGGAGGAGGAGGAGGAGGAGGGGGGAGGAGUGGCCUGCCUCGCCCUGCAUCCUUCAUAGCAACAGGCUCCGUCUCUCGCAGCAAGAUCGCCCAGCCCAACCGCAGCUUACUAACGCCUCCAAAGAGCUUGGCAACCCUGAGUGCACUGCGCGAUGGCAGUUGGAAAGAUGGCUGCUACUAGCCUGCCGUUGGCGUUGGAAGAUGCUCGAUUUUGGCACUACGGCACAGCGAGGAGCACCGCCAAUGGAAAGUGGUGAUCUGGUGAUCUGUGGCGACCUGGUGACGUGCCACUACCCUGCUGGUUGGGGUGGUUGUUUGGUUGUUUGUACUACUAGAGAAAAAAAAAUUGUGAUCUCUGAAUUAAGUGUUGGGUAAUCCGGCUUCAGAAGUUGUAAUCCUGAACCCACUGUUUGCUCCAGUCAUUCACUGCACCAUGUAAAUUGGUGGAAUCACCUGUUUUGAGAGCACAACUAAAGGGCCUAGGAACAGGUGAUCGCACUAAUGAACUGAUACAGCCAGUGAAUGGAGGGAAUUAAUGUUGUGUCUCAAACGGUGCCUCAGUGUUCAUGUUUCAGUGCGUACUGUAUGGCGUAUUAAUUCCGCACUGAAACAUAGUGCCCGAAGUGCACAAGUGCACCAUCUGAGCCAUAGCAAAUGAGUGGGUGCCGGAUUGUAACCUCUGAAGCCCGAUUACGCAACACUGUCUGAAUGUGACCAAGAGUGACUAUUAUAUUGUAUACGUCACGCUGUGUAUAGGGCUCCCGUGUACUGCACGGAGGAGUGCUUCCUUACUGUUAGGAAAGAGGGUCCUGUUUUGCAUCUGUUUAUUAUGCAAAAAAUUUAAUUAUCAAUGAAAAUAAAUAACAUUUUAAUCUAAAGCUGCCCAUUCUCCCAGUGAUAACAUUUUUUAGUCACCAUGAACCCUCCCCCUGCUUUUCUGGAUGCACUGACCAUGGAUUUAUAACUCUUUGUGGAGUCACUGCCCUGUAAAGCUUGAUUUUAAUUCAUUUUUAAGUCGUUUUUUGUUUAUUUGCGUUUUUCCUUAAGGCGGAAAACCAAACAUGCUGCUAAUCAUUAAUCUGCUGGUUUUCCGCGAGUUGAUUUUUGUAACAACUAGAGGUAGACGUGAGGGUGAAAAGGAAGAAAAUGUGAUUAUUGCACGAACUGGUUCAAGGAACUGGACUGUUCUUCUAAUCUGUAUUGACAUUCUCUCUUUUUUAUAUAACGAAAAACUUUAACCAAAUUUGACCAGCUUGAAAAGUGUUUACAUCCAGAUGAUAUGAAAUGAAACAUCAACAGACAGCUAACACUGAUACACCAUUUACAAUGUUUUUUUUAACCCCACAAAGAAAGACACAGACACACACACCUGGACACUCAUACACACACACACACAUACACACACACUUGCGUUCACACACCUUCGAUCAUGGACACAUACACACACGCACACUAAUGUUCAAGUGAAGGAACAUGGAGAUGAAAUGGGGAAUUCUUUGUUAUUGUUGCACCUAUUGUUAAUGUAUAUGAGUCGAUGAAGUGUUUUGGUACUGCACUUUCACUGUUAAAUUAUUUCUUUAAUAAUAUCGUUUGUUUUAGAGAAAACACUGUAUAGAGUCACGUUUAUGGCAAAUGUAGCACUGAAAUAAACAGGUCCUAACAGGUUAAGAUUUUAAUGUGUUCAAAAAGCGUAACUAAAAAAAUAAUAAUAUUCACAAUUGCACUUAAAGGACAGGUAUGAAUUUUUGUUGUUGUUCUUUGGUUUGUAUUUUUAAGCACUGUCGAUGGAAAACGUUUGUGUGUUUCAUUUAAAAUAAAGGCUUUUUAAACUUCCAA
Molecule: messenger RNA, 3876 nt
Organism: Engraulis encrasicolus (European anchovy)
Lineage: Eukaryota; Metazoa; Chordata; Actinopteri; Clupeiformes; Engraulidae
Product: SLAIN motif-containing protein 1-like
Exons: 9
Coding region: 221-2221 (666 amino acids)
Biological process (GO): positive regulation of microtubule polymerization; microtubule nucleation; cytoplasmic microtubule organization
Cellular component (GO): microtubule plus-end
Source: RefSeq, a predicted model, not a curated record